Phragmites australis (common reed) is the source of this 1150-nucleotide messenger RNA. RefSeq names its product serine/arginine-rich SC35-like splicing factor SCL30. Lineage: Eukaryota; Viridiplantae; Streptophyta; Magnoliopsida; Poales; Poaceae. The transcript is spliced from 8 exons. Bases 152 to 958 code for a protein of 268 amino acids. Gene Ontology annotation, molecular function: RNA binding. The record is from RefSeq and is a predicted model, not a curated record.
CUCUCCCUUUCUCUCCUUCUGUAUCGUUCGCUCGCUCUUCGCGGCUAUGUCUCAUGCUCUAGGAAGCAGGAUAGACGCACAUGCCCUACGGCCGUGCUUCGGAACAUCUCCUGAUGCGAUGGAUGUUCGUGCGAGUUAGGCACCGACAACAAUGGGGAGGUACAGCCCCGCUUACCAUAGCCCCCCUAGGAGGGGAUAUGGCGGCAGGGGAAGAAGCCCGCCGAGGAGAGGAUAUGGUGGUGGUGGUGGUGGUGGAGGGCGCGGAGGACGCGGUGACCAAGGUUCGGUAAGCCUGCUGGUUCGCAACAUUCCGAUGAGAUGCAGGCCUGAGGAUCUCCGAGCCCCUUUCGAAAGGUUUGGUCCUGUUCGGGAUGUUUACCUGCCAAGAGACUAUCACACUGGGGAGCCAAGAGGGUUUGGAUUUGUGGAGUUCGUUGACGCUUUUGAUGCCUCUGAGGCACAAUAUCACAUGAACCGUCAGAUGUUUGCUGGACGUGAGAUCACUGUCGUUCUUGCUGCGGAUACACGGAAAAGGCCCGAGGAAAUGCGUAGACGAACAAAUCCAAGAGGAUAUUCUGAUCAUGAAGGGCGUCGUUCUUCUCGCCAUGGGCGGUCUCGUUCUCGUUCAUACUCACGUUCCCGCUCUCCGCGCCCCCGUGGCCGUGCUAGAUCACGGUCAUACUCUCCUGCCCCUAGAAGGCGGGAUGACUACUCUGCAUCCCCGGAAGAGCAGCGGAGGUCACCAAGACAGGCUAAAGGAGAUGACGUGGAGAAGAAGCGAAGAUCCUACACCCCUGACGAUAGGAACAAUCGCCGUGGUGCAGACAAUGGUCAUGAUGAGAGGAGGCCAGCAGCAGGUGAGGACGGGCAGGAAGCUUGGCAGCGGCGCCGCGGAGCACGCACCGAGUCACCUGGAGGAUCGCGGUCAAGGUCGGCGUCUCCUACGCGUAGCAGCUGAUGGAUGAGACCCAGCCCAGAUAUUGUGGUGGUAGUUUCUUUGCUCUGUUUGUAAAACCUUGGCAGAGGCACUCGUUUGCUUUGCUUUGCUUAGCUUUCUUCUUCUUGCUGUUGUUGGUAAGAGAGAAUGAGUACAAUGAGUUUGUAGUAAGUUGAUGCUGUCGUAUGACAAUAUAAUUUGUUAGCAAUUCUA